Molecule: messenger RNA, 950 nt
Organism: Glycine soja
Lineage: Eukaryota; Viridiplantae; Streptophyta; Magnoliopsida; Fabales; Fabaceae
Exons: 2
Coding region: 40-813 (257 amino acids)
Source: RefSeq, a predicted model, not a curated record
ACUCAUACACACAAUUGUUGAAACAACAACCAUUAGAAUAUGUGUUGGUUUCUCCUAUUUGUGUUUCUUAGUCUCACAUAUGGUAGUCUUUCAGAGACUAGCUACGACAAGAAACUUCCUUCUGCUAUUGUGGUUGGCACUGUCUACUGCGACGCAUGUUUUCAACAGAAUUUCUCUUCAAGAAGCCAUUUCAUUUCAGGUGCCUCAGUGGCUGUAAAAUGCAAAGUUGGGAAAUCAGUACCAAGUUUCAAUAAAGAAGUGAAGACAAAUGAGAAUGGUGAAUUCAAAGUGCAACUACCAUUCAAAGUGUGGAAACAAGUAAAGAGAAUCAAGGGAUGCACUUUCAAAUUGAUAAGUAGCAAUGAGCCUCAUUGUUCUGUUGCCUCAGUUGAUACCUCUUCUUCAGUGAAUCUCAAGGCAAUAAAACAAGGAGAACACAUAUUCUCAGCUGGGUUAUUCUCAUUCAAGCCUAUAAAAAAACCAAACUUUUGCAACCAAAAACCAAGUGUUCCAAAUUCAAAGGCACAUGUGAAAAAUGAAUUCCUUCCUAAUAUAGACCCUUCUACAUUAGAUAAAAAAUCAACUGAGGAUACCUUUUUCCCUUUCCCUCCAAUCCCAUUUCUACCUCCAAUCCCUUUUCUUCCACCAAUCCAGUUUCCUCCAAUCCCAUUCCUACCCCCAAUCCCAUUUCUCCCCCCAAAUCCAUUUCUCCCUCCAAAUCCACUUCUCCCAGCUCCAACCCCAUUUCUACCUCCCCAAGUUACUAAUCCAUUGCAACCAUUAAGCCCACCACCACUCUUCCCCCCAGUAUAACCACCAUACCUACGUCCAAAUAUCCCCAAGCCAUUUAAUCUUCUGAGGAUUCAAUAGAAUAUUAGCGGGGAAAACUAGUCAAUUUGUAUAAGCUUCCCAAUAAAUAGUUUAUAAGAAAGAAAAAUAGAGAGAAUGGC